CAUAAAUAUAUAUAAUAGACAUUACACAAUUUAUUAUCCAUAAACUAAAUUGGCAUCUUUCCCGUUUGACUAAAUAGAAAACCAUUCAUGUUUGACCACCACAUCAAAGACGACUUAGCUGCACCAUAUGGAAAUCCUCACGUAGGGCAUCCGGCAUUGACUAGCAAAGCUUUCAUUGUCGUAGACUAAAAUUACCAAAACAUCCGAACCACUCUCAAGAUAGGCAGAAAAUCAACCAAGAGAGAGCCUGCCGCUAAAGAUAAUCCUCCCCAAACACCCAUUUAUUUCAAAUUUUUAUCUUCUAAAAUCCAUCCUCUCCAAAGUUGGUACUCAAUGAAUUCAGCACAAUGCUUCAACUCUCCCCGAUAUUUCACCUUCUCCAUCUUGGCUUGAUCACAAUCUUCAUUCUUCCAGUAUCUUCGAUCGCAGUAGAUGUGCGCCAUACUGCCUGUAGUCAUCCAUUCGAGUGUGGGGAUUUCCACAACAUCAGCUACCCUUUCUGGGGAGAUCCCUUACCCCCAUAUUGCGGCCUUUCAGAAUUCCAGCUCGCGUGCCAGGAUGGAUUCCCUGUCCUACAUAUCAUGUCAGAAAGAUUUCGGGUUUUGUUGAUCGAUCAUGAAAAACAUAUUCUGAGGCUUGCUAGAUUAGAUUUAUAUGACAAUAAUUGUCCCUCUAGAUACGUUAACACCACCCUCAGCUACCUUUUCAGCUACGCCCCUGACUUUGGAAACCUUACCUUGUUCUAUGGUUGCUCAUCAGUCACUCCACCUUUGGCAUCCAAUACAUUCAGCUGUCGCAAAAAUGAUUCGUCGACUGAAACUGGUUUUUAUACAAUUGGUUCCAUUCCAAGUGGUGAAAACAACAGAACAUGCAAUGAAAGCAUCACUGUCCCAGUGCUUCAAACGGCAGCAAAAGCCCUUAGAGAUAAUGUAUCAUCUCUUACUGAAGCUCUGGAUGAUGGCUUUGAAGUCCAGUGGAUUGUAGAUCGUACAGCAUGUUUGGAAUGUGUCAGCUCCGGUGGACGUUGUGGAUAUAACACCAGUUACUUCCAUCCUAUCUGCUUUUGCCCUGAUCAGCCUUAUACAUUAAGAUGUCCAAAAGGUACAGACACCUUACCUUUCUUUCGUGUGAAGGUACAUGUUUAGACAAUUCUUCAUGUUUCUGUUAUUGGAAAGAUGCCGUAGAUAUAUACAUGCACCUCCUACCUCCCCCAACCCCCCUUUCUUUUCUCUCUUUCUCGAAUCCCCAAAUCGGCAAGGGCCUUCAAAUCUUGGACCAGCAAUAAAGCAUUCAGCUUAAUUGUCUGGUAGAGAAGCAUCAAAGAGUGCAAUUUCUGUUCAUGGUCCAAAUUAGUGAACAAAUGCUGAGAUUGAAGCCAUAAACCAUUGGAAAGGAAUACCAUAUCCCAAUAAAUCAAACUAAGUUGCCAUGAAUCAGAACCUUACCAUAGCAACUCAUAGCAGCCAUGAAAGAACAAGUCAAUAAAA
This is a messenger RNA of Corylus avellana, 1487 nucleotides long. The record is from RefSeq and is a predicted model, not a curated record. NCBI's taxonomy places the organism in Eukaryota, Viridiplantae, Streptophyta, Magnoliopsida, Fagales, Betulaceae.